AUGGAACAUAAAGGCCUUGGGUUCGCCUCGCCAAUCUUGCAUCUCGAGGCUAAACCGAGCUCACGAGAUCUUCGGCCGGGGUUCAUUGAGCGUCCCUCGCGACUGGAUCGAGUCUAUACCUCUAUCCAAAUCGUGAUCGCCUUUCGCAAAGGGGAACUAUAUGUCAAUCGCCCUCCCCGAUCUCAUAUUUUCCCUCCCGACUCAGCCACUCAUUCUCGUAUAAAGCCUGACGCAAAAUAUGCAUUUUCUCCUACCUCUCGACCGUUCCAUUUUUUCCCGGUUCUCCUGCAUUCAUGCAGCCUAAGUUCACUUCCAUGA
Messenger RNA from Cyclocybe aegerita, 318 nucleotides. The record is from the annotation of a GenBank genome assembly. NCBI's taxonomy places the organism in Eukaryota, Fungi, Basidiomycota, Agaricomycetes, Agaricales, Hemipholiotaceae.